AUGGCAUCCGGUCAAGCUCCUGGGUCUUCAGCACCCUCAUCCAACAUCAACUCCCCGAUUUUACCUCCCAAUGGCGGGCCAUUGCUCAACACGCAGUUCUCGGAUCUGAAUCCAAGGUCAUCCCCAGCCCCUGGUAGUGUCGCAUCUCUCCAAGGCGAUGGUCGGACAAAGCGCAACAAAAGGGACAGUCGCAAGAAAAGGGAAGCCAAGGGCCUGGACACUGAGAGUGCUCCCCCAGCCAAGAAGCGCUCAACAGCUGCACCAAGCACCGCCCUCCCCAGUUCAAAGCUGCAAAUCCUCCGGCCUUUGCUCCUCGCCGAGCCAAAGUCCACCGACAUGUACCCUCCACAGCCUCGCCAGCUGAACCACGUGAGCAGGAAAACCUCCGACGUACUGGGUCAAAGCUGGGAUUUCUACGAGGUCGUCGACAAACUUACCAACAAGAAUGGCUUCCGUUACAGCUACGCCAUUGCGGACCCCGAAUUCUCCCACAUCAAAUACCGACAGACAGACGUUCGUCCCUACCAUGCUCGGUUCAGCUUCGAAGAUUCACCUGCAGCCAUCACAUUCUCCGAGACCGCGACUGCGGUAACCACCGGUGACGCAUGGCAUACAGCUCGCGCGAAUGUCUGCGCCCGAGAAGGCACAUACUACUACGAAGCCCGGAUCAUCAGCGGCAUAGUCAACGACCCCGAAAACCCACCCCAGAACGGCCGAUCAACAACCUCACCACGCGGCCACGUCCGCAUGGGCUUCGCACGCCGCGAAGCAGACCUAGACGCCAACGUCGGAGUCGACUGCUACGGCUAUGGCAUCCGUGACGUGAACGGCGAAGUGGUAAACCGCAUGCGCUGCGAUUUCUUCUUCCCAAAGGGCGAAGCCAUCAACGAAGGCGAUGUCAUCGGCAUGCUAAUCACCCUCCCCUCUCUAUCCCUCCACAAGAAGAUAGUAGAAGGAACAUACGACCCAGCAACUGACGACCCAAAACACCACUCCUCGCAACACUCAUACCCACCCACAGCAUCAAACAUCAUCCGCGACCGAAUCCCCUUCCACUACAAAUCAGACUUCUGCUGGCAACAAUCAAACGUGUUCUCGACAAAACAUCUCCGCGACUAUGCAUUCAACCUCAAGGAAACGCCUACCUUCGGUCAUCCAUCACCCACAAACGCUGAAGACCCAACGCUCCGCACGCUCCCAGGAUCAAGCAUAACGGUCUUCAAGAACGGAAAGGAAAUGGGAACACCCUUUAAAGAGCUCUACGCCUUCCUCCCCCCAGCUAGCCGUCUCGCAAGCGGCACCAACAACCUCGGCAUCGGGGAGCGUGAGAACGCCGACGAUGGAAUGAUAGGCUACUACCCAGCGGUGAGCUGCUACGGCGGCGGCGCGGUUGAAUGCAAGUUCGAGGGGCCGUGGUGGGUAGGACCGCCCCAAACAACGGAAUCGGGAGCCAGUAUCCGGCCCAUGGGCGAACGUUUCAACGAUCAAAUUGUCGAAGACGUCGUCGCCGAUAUUGUCGAUGAAGUCGAGGCCAUGACUACCUGGGGCGGGGUUGACGGUGAUGUUAUUGGGAACAACAACACUGCUGGAGAUGGUGGGCUAGAGGAGGGAUCUGCUCCUGGGGCUGUAGGUGGUGCGGAGGUUUUCAAGGGUGGUGUUGGGGCCGCGAUUGAGUCUGUUUCUAUGAAUACGCCUGGCACGGUUGGUGCGUCUGAUUCUGCGGCUAAUAGUAACCGCGAGACGCCCGUUGCUGGUGUUGGUGAUGAUGGCGUUAGUGUUGGAACGGCUGGGACGCCGUUGGCUGUUGAGAUUGUGGGAAAUGCGGAGGGUGAUGGGGAUGGGGAUGUUGAGAUGAGUUGA
Molecule: messenger RNA, 1860 nt
Organism: Penicillium nucicola
Lineage: Eukaryota; Fungi; Ascomycota; Eurotiomycetes; Eurotiales; Aspergillaceae
Product: SPRY domain-containing protein
Exons: 1
Coding region: 1-1860 (619 amino acids)
Cellular component (GO): Set1C/COMPASS complex
Molecular function (GO): transcription cis-regulatory region binding; protein binding
Source: RefSeq, a predicted model, not a curated record